AGAAAAGAACACUUCUUUCAUUUCCAUGUUCUACAACUGUGACUUUUGCAGGGAAACUUUGUGAAUUGCUUGCAGAAAGAAACGCGUUCACAGUACUUCAGCUGACAUGAAAGGCUGGAAACUCUGUCUCAUCUUCAUCUUUCCACUGCUGACUUCAACUCUUGGAGGAGAGGACACGGUGGCAGAAGACAUCGGUGUCCAUCAACUGGAGCGAUUAGUGGAGAUGCUGACGGUAAAGGAGUGCGAAGAUCUUCUACGCACUCUCUCCCACCCGGAGGAAAAUAUAUUCCAUCGACUUGAACGCCUCUCGCCGAAAAAAAAUCUAUCAGCUCUUAAGUCCCGCACCAAAAGAGACACAUCUUUAUUUGUGGACAGUGAGGCUCAGUGUCAGGCAGCCCUCACAGAGUGGCUGCUGCAGUACGGUGACCACACCUACUAUGACAGGCUCACACGCGCCUUGCAGCACAUUGGCAGAAGUGACAUCGCCAUUGAAGUGGGGAAGAACAUCAAUCAGGACAAAGUGUUGAAGCUGAAGCGCUACGUGGACGGUUAUCACAAAUAUGUGAGCUCUUUAAACAUCCCGUCAGUACAAGUGGAUCCAAAACAAGAUGCAGGUCAGAAGGUCAAGAAAAGAACUGUGAGGGAUCUGAGUUGGCGUGACCUUGACCUGAUUGUGGAGCGAGCGCCUGUUCCCCCGUACAUGAAGGGACCCAUGGACGUAUUUCUGCCAGUCUUGUAUGGCUUCAUGAUGGGCUUCACAGGUCACAUGAGCAGCUGGAACCAAUCCCAGAUGGCAUUGGGAAAGCGUCCUGUCACACCCUGGAUGAGAUGAUGAAGACAAUAGUGAUAAUGAUAAUUAUCAUUCAUGUUCAUUUUGUGAAAUACUCCUGGUCUCUAUCUUCACUGUACUCUCGUUGUAAAUGUGAUGUUUUGUUUGAAGUCUGCUGAACUUGUUUCUCUACAUGUGACACCUACUGCAAGUCUGGUCUAAGGACAGAGGGUCUAAGGACAGGAUGAUGGUAGAUAAUUACCCAAGUAUGUUCCUGUUGGAUUUUGGGAAGAAUCUACCCACUACCCACAUGACAUCACAAAAAAUGUUUCUUAUAAAGAGCAAAACUGUAAAAAACAAACACUUUUUGGAUUCAGGAUUCCAGAUUUGGUGGCAACCCACAUUUAUGUUCAGUGUGAGAGUCGCUACUGUGUCCCUUUGGCCAAAGGUACAAGGGGUAACAAAGUAACCAGACCACAGACACACAGUCACUGGAACUGCUCUACUUUUCACUUUUUACUCUUAUUCUACUUUGUAGUGAUUUUAAAUGAUUUUAACAUGUCUUUAUUGUGGUUUUAGGUUUUAGGUCUUGUUCUUAGUGUAAUCUUAGAACAAGAACAAUCUAAGUGUUGUUUUGUCGUCUGUAAUUGAUGAGCAAAGACAAUAAAGACGUAUUCUUCCAUCCAUCUUCUACUGCUUUAUCCGCCACAUGAGGGGGGUGACAUAGGGCGAUAGGCGGGGUACACCCUGGACAUUUCACGAUGUAUUCCAUUCCAUU
This is a messenger RNA of Solea solea (common sole), 1547 nucleotides long. RefSeq names its product transmembrane and death domain protein 1-like. Gene Ontology annotation, molecular function: protein binding. The coding region runs from base 107 to 832 and encodes 241 amino acids. The transcript is spliced from 2 exons. Gene Ontology annotation, biological process: signal transduction. The record is from RefSeq and is a predicted model, not a curated record. Lineage: Eukaryota; Metazoa; Chordata; Actinopteri; Pleuronectiformes; Soleidae.